Mucor velutinosus is the source of this 297-nucleotide messenger RNA. It is a transcript of the gene GDAP1, whose product is annotated as Ganglioside-induced differentiation-associated protein 1. The record is from RefSeq and is a predicted model, not a curated record. Bases 1 to 297 code for a protein of 98 amino acids. NCBI's taxonomy places the organism in Eukaryota, Fungi, Mucoromycota, Mucoromycetes, Mucorales, Mucoraceae. The transcript has a single exon.
AUGAUAUUCAACAAGAUUGCAAAUGCAGCAGCUGUCAAGACAGCAUUCCAUAGAUAUGCCUAUAGCACAGCAUCAUCGUCAUCGCCUAAAAGCGCAGGGUCAUUUUAUUAUCAAUACGGUACACCUCUUGUGAAAUGCAUUGUGUUGGCAUCAGCAACCACUCUGGGAUUUCAGCUUUUAUGGCAACAUUUGGAAUAUCAAGAAUAUCGCGAUGAAGCAGAUGCCUAUGUAACAAAACUAGAAGAUCGUCUCAAAUCGCUAGAGGAACAACAACAACAACAACAACAGCAGCAGUAG